UACCUGAGGGCUGCGGGGCGGCCGCGGCGACGAAGGGGCGUCAACCUUUUCUCUCAGAGCGCAAAUUUGGAUAGGAGCCAGCCGUUCGGUCGGAAACGCCCCCUUCUUCCUUGUAGGCCGGGAGGGUGCCGCGCCUGGCCGCGCCACUGUACUUGAGUGGGAUAUGGCCCGCCGUGAGGGGGGCGGCGCGCUCCCCGCGGUACCCCUGGGGUCCCCGGGAGUUGGCAGUAAGGGGUUGCAAAGGAAGGGCCCCUGUGAGCGGCGCCGGCUGAAGGCGAUGGUGUCGGAGCAGCUCAGCCAGGAUCUGCUCAGGCUUUUAAGGGAAGAAAUUCAUACGGAUGUUACUUUCUCUGUAAAUUGUGCUUUGUUCAAAGUACAUAAAGCAGUCCUUUUAGCAAGGGUUCCUGCCUUUUAUUUUCAUAUUAUUGGACAGACAUCAAAUAAUUUAAUAAAUUGUGAGCCUAUUUCUGUGAAGAAUGUUGAUGCUUCAGAAUUUAGAACAUUUUUACAGAUUAUAUAUUCAUCAAACAGAAACAUAAAAAGCCAUGAAGAGGAAAUUCUUAGUAAAAUGACAAUGGACAGUGGGAUACAAGAGAAUCUUGACGUGAAUUUUCAAAAGUGUAAAAAUUCAUCUGAUUUUGCUCUUCAGAAGCAUGAAAUUCCAGAGGAUGGCAGUGAUAAAGAUGACAGUUUAAUUUUCACUGAUAAUUGUGGCUUGGAACCUGCCUCUGAAUUAGGAGAAGAUUUAUUGAAGCUUUAUGUGAAGCGUUGUUGUGCAGAUAUUGAUAUUUAUGUUGAUGGAAAGAGUUUUAAAGUUCACAGGGCUGUUUUAAGUGCCAGAUCUAGGUAUUUUGCUGCAAUGCUGAGUGGCUGUUGGGCUGAAAGUUCCCAAGAGUACAUUACUCUUCAAGGUAUAAACCAUAUAGAAAUGAAUAUUAUGAUGCAUUUUAUCUAUGGAGGAACUUUGGAUUUUCCACACAAAACUAAUAUUGGUCAGAUACUCAGUAUUGCUGAUAUGUAUGGACUAGAUGGAUUAAAAGAAGUAGCAAUCUACAUUUUAAGAAGAGAUUACUGUAAUUUCUUUCAGAAGCCUGUUCCCAGAACAUUGGCGUCUGUAGUAGAAUGCCUACUUAUUGCUCAUUCCGUUGGAGUGGAAAAUCUGUUUGCUGACUGCAUGAAGUGGAUUGUAAUGCAUUUUGCAAAGUUUUGGUCUGAGAGAAGCUUUGCAAAUGUACCUCCUGACAUUCAGAAAAGUUGUCUUAAUAUGUUGAUCCAGUCUCUAAAUGAUAAGAAUGCUGCUUUUCUUCUGAUGGAAAGUGACAGGCUCAUCAUCAGUUUACCCAGAGUGAAGUGGACAGAGGCAGCACUGACUAUGGCAGCUCAACUCCAAGAAGAGUGCAUUGCAUUUAUUGUAGAAAACUUCUCCAAGGUCAUUCUGAGUGAAAAUUUUACUCUUCUCCUACAGUCACAAGCAAUGAGCAGCACAGCUGAUCUGUUGGACAAAAUUUUAAAAGCAAUUGAAGAAAAAAUUACCACUGAAAAUAGUUGCUCUCUUCUUAUGGCUCUGGACACAUUGUUGAACUCUGAAAGUACAAAGGAAAUGGGUUUUACGUGCAAGAUCCAGGCUCUGCGUGAUAAGCUGUGGAUCUUCCUGGUUCAGUCUUUCUAUGCUGUUCGACACACAGAAAGCUGGAAGCUGAUAAGCACAGAUGAUCAGCAAAAAAUUCAAGCAGCUGCUUUUGACAAAGGUGAUAACCGAAGACUUGGGAAAAAGCCUAUAUUCAGUAGCUCUCAGCAAAAGAGACACAUUUCUGACUCUGGUGUUAUAAAAAACAAAUCUUGGAGAGAAAAUAACAAGAAAGAGUGUUGGAGUUAUCUCUCUACUAAUCAAAAGAUGAAAUCUGAUGGAUUAGGAGCAUCUGGACAUUCAUCAAAUGUUAAUAGAAGUACUAUGAGUAAAACUUUAAAGCAUAAUGAUUUAAAGGAAAAGGAUGGUACAAAAAUAGCAUCUAAGGUUACAAAAGGAUUGAGAACUGGGGAAAAAAAUAUUUCUGGAAAUCCCAAAACUAUAAUAAAGCCCAAAACAGAAAAUAAUGAUAAUGCAAAGUUGGAAAACUUGUCAUCUAAAGUUGUGGAAAGAACAGCAGCAUCAAGUAAUUCAUUAAAUGGAAAAGGUGUAAGAAGUCAGGAAGGGCAAGUUACAGGUGCCAGACCCAAGAUACUCACUGGAAACUUAAAUGUGCAGCCCAAAGUAAAGCCUUUAAAAAAAGCAACAGGUAAAGAGUCUCCAUGCCUCAGUAUCACAGGACCCAGCAGAUCUACAAAUUCAAGUAUGGAAUUACUGACUUCCACUGGAUGUCUCAAUGAACCAAAACAAAAUGGAGCAGUAGGAGAAGAGAAGUCUUCUGGUCAGAAGCUAUCCCCUUGUGAUUCUCCAGGACAGAUGGUGAAAAACAGUGUAGAUGGUGUCAAAACUUCCUCUGUAGCAGUAAAAUCUCGACCUAUUUCAAGAGUUACCAAUGGGACUUCCCAUAAAAAAAGUAUUCCUGAACAAGACACUGAUGUAAAUAAUAGUGUGUUAAAGAAGGUCAGUGGCAAAAGAUACAGUGAUCCAGUACCACAGGCAGUUUUGAAGAAAAGGAGUAAUGGCAGUGGACAGCAAAGGGCAAAGAGUGCCCCAUCUAAUUUUGCUAAAACUCAAGGAUCCCCAGGAGAGUCACCACAUUCAGUAAAAUCUUCAGUCUCUUCAAGACAAUCAAGUGAAAAUAUGACAAAGUUGGACCACAGUAUAACUACAGAUAAACAGAUGUCUAAGAGAAAAAUUGUUAAGCAAGGGCAGAUAAAUACACCCAAGGGUAAUGUAAAAAUGGUGUCAAUACCUAAAAAUCUAAAUCAGCCAAAGAUAGGUGAAACUCUGAAUAAUAAAGAUUCAAAACAAAAAAUGCUUCCAGGACAAGUUAUACUGAAAACUCAGUCUUCUCAAAAACAUUUAAAAAGUGAGACAUCUGUUCAACAGAGUAUCCUUCGUGAUGUACAUGGCAAUAACAACAAAGACAGUGUUUCUGAACAAAAACCUCAGAGAUCUCUAAUUAAUCUCACAUCUGAAAUCAGUGAUACAGAAGCAUUCCAGUCAUCAUGCAGACCUGACCCACAAAAGCUAUUGAGCAGUCAAGAAAAAGACAAGUUGGUGUUAGAAUGCCAACAUUUCCCAAAACUGGAUAAAUCAAUAAAACAUGAACUAAAAGUAAAACAGAUUUGUUUAGAUAAAAAUGAAACAAAAUUUCCCAGUCACAAAGACAUAAAUCAUUGCAAUGCAACUAAAACAUAUAACCGUUCUGAUGGGAGUGAUAAAGAUUCAGAAUUUUAUAGCAUCACUGUUCUAAAAUCCACAGUUUCAAAUACAAAUGAAAACUCCUUAAAUUCUAAUCCAGUUUGUGAUUUAGAUUCAACAAAUGCAAUCAAAAUUCAUUUAAUAUCAGAUAGAGAGAAACAAAUAGGAGGAAAAGAUGAAAACAAAAAAUUAAAUAUGCAAUGUAUGAAAGAAGCUUUAUCUUAUGUUCCUGAAAGGACAAAUAGUACCUUAAAUUCUGUUCAAGAUGACAGAAAAUCUAAAAUUCAUAUAGAAGAAAAAACCAUUCCUCAUCAGUUGUUUGAUGACUCUCCUAUGCAGGAAGACAAACAUGCUGCCACUUACUCAGAUGUUUACUCCAAAUGUUUUUCCAAACAACCAUCAGGAAAAACUUUUGCUAAAAAUAUGGAAAAGUCAGAAACUCUAGAGAACCAUGAAACUCUAGAAGUUCCAUUCACAGGUCACUGGAAUUUGAAUACAAAUGUGCUGCCUCAAAGAGAGAGUCCUGAAUCGGACAGUGGCAGCGCUACUACGUCCUCUGAUGACAUAAAGCCCAGAUCUGAAGACUAUGAUGCUGGAGGGUCUCAGGAUGACGAUGGGCCCAACGACAGGGGUGUUUCUAAAUGUGGCACUAUGCUGUGCCAUGACUUUCUUGGAAGAAGUAGCAGUGAUACUAGUACUCCUGAAGAAUUAAAGAUAUAUGAUAGUAAUUUAAGAAUUGAAGUAAAACUGAAAAAGCAAAGUAAUAAUGAUCUUUUCCAAGUUAAUUCAACAAGUGAUGAUGAGAUUCCUAGAAAAAAGCCAGAAAUCUGGUCUCGGUCUACAGUGGUCCACCCUAGGGAAAAAGACAACAUUCCACGAGGCACUCUCCAGUUUACUCAGGAAAUAGAUCAAGUUUCUUCUUCAGCAGAUGAAACAGAAGAUGAAAGAUCUGAAACUGAAAAUGUAGACAAUUUCUCUGUAAUUAAUCCUUCUCCUCAGCAGUUUCAUGGAAUAAUUAACCUAGCUUUUGAAGAUGGAACUGAAAAUGAAAGUCGUGAGUUUUCUACAACUAAAAAAUUUAAAAGAUCAGUUUUACUUUCAGUUGAUGAGUGUGAAGAACUAGGAUCUGAUGAAGGGGAAGUUCAUGCUCCCUUUCAGCCAUCUAUAGAUCCUCUUUCACCUUCUGAUGUUUUUGAUGGUGUUUCUCAUGAACAUCCUGAAAGGACCUGUUAUCCCCAUUUCCCCCAAGAAACUGAAGAUAGUAUUUUAAAAUGUAAACAGCAAGAUAAAGGCAAUAGUACAUAUAAAACUGAAAGCACUCUCUUGGGCCUUAGUAGCAUUGACUCUUCAAGAAAAGAUAAACAGAGUACUUCAGCCACAGACAAAAAGAACACAUUAGGUGUCCUAUCCAAAAGAGACAGACAACUUUUUCUAGAAGACAAGAAAGGACACAGUGGAAGAGAUACUGGUAAUGACUUUCAGCAGUGCAGCAAAUCCAUGGAUAUUGAGAUAAAAUCUCAAGAAAGACCUUGUCAUUUGGAGCUUCAUCAAAGAGAACCCAAUUCUGACAUACCAAAGAACACCUCUUCAAAAUAUCUAGACUCCUUGCAGAGUCAUAUUCUUCCUCAGGAAGGUCAAGUGAAAGAAAGCCAUUCUACAGCUACUGAAAAAGCUAAUAGUGCUUUAUCUGCAGGAGACAUAGAUGAUUGUGAUACACUGGCACAAACCUGCAUGUAUGACCAUCGGCCUUCAAAAACCCUCUCUCCAAUAUAUGAGAUGGAUAUAACAGAAGCAUUUGAGCAGAAAAUGGAAUCUGAAACACAUGUAACAGAAGAUAAUCAAUAUUUUGCAAAACAAGAUUGGACACUACUAAAGCAACUGCUCUCUGAACAGGAUUCAAACUUAAAUAUUACAAGUUCUCUUCCUGAAGACCUAAAUUUGGCACAGUAUUUAAUCAAUCAAACACUCCUUUUAGCACGAGACAACUCAAAACCUCAGGGUAUAGCACAUGUUGACACUUUGAACAGAUGGAGUGAACUAUCAUCUCCACUAGAUAAUUCCUCAACAAGUAUUACCAUGGCUAGUUUUUCCUCCGAAGAUUGUUCACCUCAAGGAGAAUGGACAAUUCUGGAGCUAGAAACUCAACAUUAAAAGUCUUAACAAUAUGGAAAAUUUAAACUCCAUCCCUUUAUUUUUUGAUGUCUAUGGAAUAUCUAAAUUAUAAUUGCAUUAGACAGAUAAUAGACUGUCCUUAAUACUGAGGGAGUUUUCCAAUUUAUUGAGGUAAACAGUUUAUUAAUAUUAUAUCACAUGUAGAAAAAGUGUCUAAAGUUUUUGAGCAUGUUUUCUAUAAUUAGAAAAAUUAGAAGAUUCAUAAGAAAACCGUUGCCUCAGUUUUCCUUGCCUAUUUGAUCAUUUGUUUAUUAUUUAAGAAUUAAAGUAAGAAUGUAUAAGUAGAUCAUUUCCUUUACCCCUUUUUGCUCUGCAUAUGG
Messenger RNA from Octodon degus (degu), 5823 nucleotides. Its product is annotated as KIAA1107 ortholog. The record is from RefSeq and is a predicted model, not a curated record. NCBI's taxonomy places the organism in Eukaryota, Metazoa, Chordata, Mammalia, Rodentia, Octodontidae. The coding region runs from base 164 to 5482 and encodes 1772 amino acids. Gene Ontology annotation, cellular component: synaptic vesicle; neuron projection terminus. The transcript is spliced from 18 exons. Gene Ontology annotation, molecular function: protein binding.